AUGUCCACCGGUCUUGACAUCGUCCACACUGCUGGCGCCGCCCAGCCCGUCGGCCCCUACUCCCAAGCCAUCAAGGUCAACGGCCAGAUCUUCCUCUCCGGUCAAAUCCCCCUCACCAAGGACGGCGUCCUCAUUGAGGGUUCCGUCACCGAGAAGACCCGUCUCUGCUGCGAGAACAUCAAGGCCGUUGUCGAGGCGGCUGGCUCUAGCGUGGAGAAGAUCUUCAAGGUUACGGUCCUCCUCGCUGAUAUGGCCGACUUCAAUGAGAUGAACCAGGAAUACGCCAAGUUCUUUGCUCACAAGCCGGCUCGCUCUUGCUUUGCUGUCAAGCAGCUGCCUAAGGGUGUGCCUGUUGAGAUUGAGUGCAUUGCUCUUGCUUAG
Molecule: messenger RNA, 381 nt
Organism: Aspergillus vadensis CBS 113365
Lineage: Eukaryota; Fungi; Ascomycota; Eurotiomycetes; Eurotiales; Aspergillaceae
Product: YjgF-like protein
Exons: 4
Coding region: 1-381 (126 amino acids)
Cellular component (GO): cytosol; mitochondrion
Molecular function (GO): deaminase activity
Source: RefSeq, a predicted model, not a curated record